Molecule: messenger RNA, 2006 nt
Organism: Musca vetustissima
Lineage: Eukaryota; Metazoa; Arthropoda; Insecta; Diptera; Muscidae
Exons: 4
Coding region: 28-1968 (646 amino acids)
Source: RefSeq, a predicted model, not a curated record
UUCUACAUCAUAGCCAUAGCUGUAGUCAUGUUUUUACUUAAUCUAACCUACAAUCAUAAUGUCGAUUCGAAUUUGCUGGGCAAUGAGGAUGAUGUGUAUUUUCUAAAUCAUCUGCAUUCGCAUGUGCCGGGCAUGAAAGGCUAUUUGGUGUGGAGUGAAUUUUGUAAAAUGCCAAAUUUGGAUCCCUAUUUACCGGAUGUAAUGGCAAAUUUUCAUCGUCAAAAAUACAAACCCUGCAAGCUAUUGGAUCCGUUGACCAAAAUUGAGUUCAACACCACCAGCCAACGUUAUAGCCUGCGCAUAGAUACGGAUGUGAUACCGGGCUAUAGUAAAACUGGCAAGGUUGAUUGCUGCUAUCAGUCGAUUCUACGCAAUGAAACUGGCGCCAAGGCAGAUAGUGUUAUUAGGUUUUCAGAAUGCAUGGGAUUUGUGGAGAAAACCUCAUUGGAUCCCUCCAUCGAUAAUAUUCUAGUUAAAUGCCGUUCCGGCAAUCGACAGGUCUAUGUUAAUGGCCACGCCAUGAUGCCGGAACGCAAAGAGAUACGUGAACGUUUGAAUAUGUGGCGUAAAUAUGACGAAGAUUCAAAUGCCGAAGAUAAACCUCCCAGUGUUCUAAUGAUCGGUAUUGACAGCAUCUCCCGGGUGAAUUUAAUACGUGCCAUGCCCAAGACAGCAAGAUAUCUAUACGAGAACGAAUGGUAUGAAAUGAGCGGAUUUAAUAAGAUUGAUGACAACACCUUCCCCAAUUUAAUGGCCGUGCUGACGGGCAUGAAUCGCACCCGAGCCAUACAGAAAUGUUCACCCUACAAAUUGAAUGCUUUGGAUCAGUGCGAUUUUAUAUGGAAGACCUUUCGUGAGCAUGGUUAUGUGACAGCAUAUGCUGAGGAUGAAGCCUCCAUUAAUACAUUUAAUUAUUUGAAGGUGGGAUUUGUUGAACCUCCGGUGGAUUACUAUCUAAGACCCUUUCUCUUGGGUGCAGAGAAACAUUUGGAAACACGCACAAAAUCCGGCUUGAUUAGCUGUCUGGGUUACAAACAUGCUGCCGAUCAUGUCUAUGAUUAUGCCGUGGAAUUGGCCAGGCGUUAUAAAAACGACACCUUUUUCGGUUUGUUUUGGGCCAAUACCUUCAGUCAUAAUGACAUCAGUGACUGUACCUCCAUGGAUGAGCAUAUUCGGGAAUAUUUGAAAAAGUUCAAAGAUAUGGGCACCCUGGAGAACACCAUUGUGAUAUUUUUCAGUGAUCAUGGUAUGCGUUUUGGACCUAUACGGAAAACCUAUUCGGGUCAUUUGGAGGAACGUUUGCCAUUUGUGUUCCUGUGGUUGCCACCACGGCUGCGUCAGAAAUAUCCCAGUUUCGUAAAUGCCCUGAAUGCGAAUAAGAAUCGCCUAACGAAUCCCUAUGAUACCCAUAUGACGCUGAAACAUAUUUUGGAAAUGACGGGACGUGUUAAGGAUCCUGCAAAAUUGGCCCCCGCCGAUGCAUGUCCAAAGUGUCAGUCGUUGUUACGGCCAGUGCCCCAUAAUCGCUCCUGCCAAGAUGCUGCCAUUGAACCGCAUUGGUGUACAUGUCUGCUAUAUGAGAAUAUCUACAAGAAUUCCAAAACGGUAUUGGAUCUGUCACAUCUACUUAUCGGUUAUAUCAAUGAUUUUGUGGCCACCUUCCGCAAUAGAACCUAUGCCAAAUUGUGUGUACCUUUGAAAUUCGAUAGUGUGGAUAGUGCGUAUCGCACUACCCAAUUGGAGACUCAAGACAAUGGCACCACAAAAACGGUGGACAUUUAUCGAAUUACCUUCUAUACGAAACCGAAUAAAGGUCUAUUUGAGGCCACUGCCAUAUAUGAUCCCAUCACAGGGUAUAUGGAGGUCACAGGCGAGAUAAGCCGCCUCAACACCUAUGCCAGUGAUUCGGAUUGUGUUUCCGAUGGUGGGGCAAAGAAAUAUUGUUCGUGUCGCAAAAAGAUUUUCUAGCAUAAGGUAACGUCGUUACACAAGGUCUUGGUGCGUUU